Messenger RNA from Hydractinia symbiolongicarpus, 4863 nucleotides. RefSeq names its product neuropilin-2-like. The coding region runs from base 3342 to 4136 and encodes 264 amino acids. NCBI's taxonomy places the organism in Eukaryota, Metazoa, Cnidaria, Hydrozoa, Anthoathecata, Hydractiniidae. The transcript is spliced from 7 exons. The record is from RefSeq and is a predicted model, not a curated record.
UUGAUUUACUGGAUUGAAAACGAAGCUCUCAAAGGAGAAUAUGCUAACAAAAGAACAUUUUACAACAGUUAGUUUCUAUGGUAGGCAUAGCAUGUCAGAGCUCUGAUUGCUGAAAACUGGCAUACGUGUUUUCAUCAGUUUGAACUGUACCCUUAUUAAAUUAUUGCUUUCAGAGACGUAGGGUUUUUAAGGGUGUAAAAAGGGCUCGAUUGAAAGAAGAAAGAAUGUUCUAUCGAACGAAUCACUUGCUAUGUGCCUGGUAUUUUUCGGUUGCACAGGAGUGGGUUAAAUUUAACACAAUUCUCGACGUUCAGAUUUGCUGAUAAUCGAGAGAAAGAUCAACUUGCUGUUUAAUAAAACUAUUAGUAAGCAUAAUAUUUCAUUCUUCUCUUUUUUUGUGGCUUUGGUUUAAAUAUGGCUGGUUUACAGUGUAGUGUCAUCAAGUGGUUCAUGACAUAUCUUAACCGUUCCACAGGAUCCUUGAUGUUGCUGUAUUGAUUUUCAUUGAUUUAAACUGAAAAUAAAUACUCUCCCCUCCUUAUGUACCAUAAAAGCUACAAUCAACUUUCCAUUUUUUUAACAACCCAAUCACGACGUAUCGGACCGAGGUUUAUAUCUAGCGAAUUACUUCGCAGGUCUUCCAAAAAAAUUAUCAAUCCAAUGCGUUGAGUCAAUAAUAAAAUGAUUUCCACGUUAAUAUUCAUCUUUAGCUCCACAUAUAGAUUUAAGUCUGUUAAAAGUUUUACUUACGCAAAUAAACAAUUCCCUCUUCUGUCAAGUAAUCUGAAGAAUUGAACACUCUCUGACUACUACCAAACCCUGAAAACAAUUCCGCAAAUUUUUCACAGCCGGAUCGGACAUUCUCAUUAAAUUCAACAUUUGUGACAGUUUUUCCAGUCAACGAAAAGAUGUUUUGACAAAGUCUAUUAAUAUGUUUAUCCUGUAGCAUGUUAGAUGAAGUUAAGUGUGUGCACAAAAAAUAACUAGAUUUUCAAUGUUUUAGGUAUUUUUUUAAAGAAACAGAAUAAAUCUUUUUCAGGAAUCUAUGACAGUGGUUGCCAAUAUAACUUUUAACAUGUUAUGUCUGCCUUUGAGCACCACGUUCGUUUAUUGUUGAGUCAAAUGAAGCAGCAACGAUACCUACUGACGAAGCACUAUUUUAAAUUCCUUAGAAUUAGAAGCUUAAUAAGACAACGCUAAGUUUAGAGACAAGUGGUUAACCAGACACUUUUGCUGCGUCCUUUCGCUUCUAUAUGUGACAAAGGAUAACAAAGGAAAAGAACUAUCAAUGGUUUAGUGUUCUUUCUAGAAGAUCUGACAUAGAGUAAAUGUUUGAUAAUUUUCUGGUUAAUUUUUCAAAUAAACAGACAAAAGAAUCGAUUCAUUGAUUUUAUACAUAUAUUCCUUGAUGUUGUAGGCUUCACGUAUGCGAAACCACCUUGACAUGGUAUUUUCUUUUAAUACAUCAUUCUGUUACACAUAUGUAAUACGACAAACUUUGUCGUGACAAAUUAAUAGAUUUGCAACGCAAACAAACAUGAAAAACACAGUGUAAAAUGACUAUUUCGAAUAUUCAUUGUGAUUUGGGAAACCUUCUCAAUAGGGUGAUUUAAAUUACAGUGUUCAGAAAGUAUACAUAUAAUUUUAUUUCGCAGUUUAGAUUAUAUAGACACUAUUCUUAUCAUGGGUUGUAGAUCCUUCGUGUAGUCGUGAUAGAUAUGUACACUCUGAGUGAUAAACUAAUUUAAUCAAAACUUCUUGAUUGUAAUCAGGAAUUUUAACCUUUCUUAAGAAUAACAAAAAUUUAGCUACAUUUCUAUUCAUAUAUGUCUCCAAAUUUUAUAUCAAAAUGAAGUACAGCUUAGGCAUGUUCGCUCAGGCUAUGUCAACGUCAUAAUACACCGCUAUGGUAUGUCCAAGUUUUUUAUUAUUCAUUUGAAACCUCCAUGCAAAAUAUUUAGGUCACAUACGUCACAGAGUAUUCAGGUAAUAUUUAGAACUAGUCGAUAAAUCCGGUGGAAAAUCCACUUAGGCAGGAUUAAAUUUUAAUGACGUCACCUUAAAACCAGUCCAUUCAUUAACCCGUCUAUUCUGAAACGUAUUUAGGUACCCAGGUUUGAAAAACUAACCCAUUUGGUCCCAAGUUGUCCCUAGUUACCCACGCGGUAUAAAUUGACUGCCGUUAGCACCUCGUCUCCACUUUAUUUGGCCCCAAAGUUAUAACUGCAAUACCAUGGCUUCACCAAUGCAUUAACGUCGCGCCUUAACGUCAGAAUAAUUAACAAGUAAGACAUUUUUUUGAUUACAUCAAAGGAAUCUUCUACCAUCGCUUCAUUUCAUUGCAAGGAAUCUUUUUAGAACAUUUUGACGCAUUAUUAGCUCGCUUGAGAAAAGCGGAUUUUCCGACAAUUUUGUUAGCAUUCCAACAAAAUAUGUAAAUGUUUUACUUGGCUACAAGAAUCUGCUGCUAUUGCUACUAUCGUUUUCCUUAUCGUAAAAACUACAACUGUGCCUUCUGGAAAUAUUGUAGAAAGGCGGGAGGUAAAAAGUCACAGUCGUAUAAUGUUUUAAAACACUGGGAUCAAUGGGGUUGGCAGAUGUGAGGUCAAUUUACAACUUAAUUAAAUUACAGCUAUCCAUUACCUUAGAGUUUACACACUUCUGCAAACGCUAUUUUUUUGGACUUUGUCAAAUUACUAGUUCAUAUUUAAAAUUUAUUCUGUACAAACACAGCACUGGGGUCCAGCAAAACUUUUUUGAAACAUUGUACAAGUUUGAAGCUUGGUUAUGAUACAUUAUCUUCUUAAAAAGUUUCUUCUUAUUCUCUUAUUAUCUCCUUAGAAUGUCGGCUUAAAUAUUAUUCUCUAAAAUAAUAGUCGCCGUCUGUCUGUUUGUCUGUCUGUUACGGAAACACGAAAUGACAUCUAUAGAGGACGGGCGACCCCGUGGAUUUUUUCACGGGUUGACGACUGGUUUAUAUUAUUCUGAUUUAAAAGAGCGGGUAACACUACACGUUUUCUAUAAGCCGAUACAGAACACAACUUGACUUUUAGAAAGAAGACAUAUUUUCCUUUCUUUAUACUUUCCAUUUAAUCUAUUGAUGAUUUUAUAAUAAUAAAAGUAUUAAUUGUAACUUAUCCGGCAUUAAUGAAGAUACAAAAAACCCCUUGUUCUGCAAUGGUAAUCCAAAACCGAUAAAGUGUGUUGACAAGGUUCUAAUGACGCAGUUUCGACUCUUAAAGCGUGACGACAAAGAUAAAUGGUUGAGAUAGAAAAGAUAAAGAAUAUCCUGAUUCCAACAUUAGUACGACAAAGUUGUUCCUAAAUUCUCAGUAGAAGAGAUGGUGCUUCAAUUGUUUACAUUUGCUUGUGCGUUGGUGUUAUUGAUGAAAGGAUAUGACUGCGGAAAAUGCGCAACGUACUGGCAAACAGUAAAAACAGAUAAAGAUAGUUGUGUCGACAAAAAUAAAUCAUGCGCAACUUGGUCUAUACAAGGUGAAUGCAUAAAAAGCAAAGAUUUUAUGAUGUCGAAUUGUUGCACCGCAUGCAGCCCGUGCAGGGACGAAAGAGAUUUUUGUGACGAAUUGACAAGAAUUCCUGGACAGUGCGACUUAGAUUUCUUUAAAUUAAAUUGUCCAACAAGUUGUGGAAUAUGUACCAUGACCACAGAAAGAAAAGUGCAGAAAUGCGAAGCUUCCGUGAAAAAAUGUGAACCAAAAGCCUCACUACGUAACUCAUACAUUUCCGCCUCUUCGCAACUUCAAAAUUUUGAGGUCAACUUAGCUCGCAUCGGUGGCGGGCAUGGCUGGUGCGCUAGAGUUGACGAUACAAAACCGUUCGUGCACUUAGACUUAAGAUCUAUAAAAGAAAUAUCCGGGUUAAACAUUCAAGGAGCUCAUGCAGAACCUGCAAGUUUUGUGAAAACUUUUUUUUUGUCGUUCUCUGAAACAACAGAAACGUGGUAUUUCUAUCCCGAAAACACCAACCCACCAAAGGCGAAGCUGUUUCAUGGUAAUUCUGACCGUAAAACAAUCGUAAAAUACGACUUGGUCCCCUUCAAGGCACGUUACAUUCGAGUAUACCCACAAACAUGGCAAAAUUAUGCUUGUGUGCGAAUGGAAAUAUACAGCUGCUGAUAAGAAAGAUUAUUCAUUUGUAAUAAUUUUUAUUUACUUUGUGUAGAAACAACUUAACAAAUAAUGCUAAUUAUUUUUGAAACGGAUGCUAUUGUCGAGAAAAAAUCCUUCAGAGUUACCAUUUGGAAUUCCCUUGUAUUCGAACUCUAAAACAGCAAAAAAUAUGAUAAAUUUUUAUUAAUUUAAUACUUUUUUUCUUUUCACAAAUAUAAUCAAAACCUAAUAUCCCUGAUGAGAAUACCGUACAUAUAUUCUGAGCUACAAAAUGAAAGUAUAUAAUUUUUGAAUGCAGAUAAAUUUUCUAUAGAAGAAUGCUACUUUUGUCACAAAAUGGAUGAUAAAAUGGAAGGCCGCAAAACAGUAUCAAUAAUCUUUUUCGAUUUGCACACUCGAUUCCAAAAAGGUGCAGGCAUAUAAAGGUUAUCGCAUCAACAUCACACCAUUCUAAUCUACUCCAAUUAGUUUUGCUUUUGAAGAUGUAGUUCCGGUUUAUAUCUAAAAGUUACAUUUUGUACUUUUGCGCUGUAUCUUUUUACCUUCACAUCGAGAUAACAUUUUUAAAUAUUGUUUUUAUAAAUGUUUUAUAAAUAUGUCCAAAACAUUAAAAAUUUUAGUUUGAUCUCCAUAUUAAUAAAUGCUUGUAUCUUUUAAGUCUAAAAUGUUGAGGUGUAUUAAACAUUAUUUUUAUCUUAGAUAUCGAAAUUUAAACUUUGUAACCAAAUUAGAU